AUGGAGGAGAUACGCAUCCCGCCUCUGGUCAGCGCCUGGUUAGAAGCACAGAACGCUCAGUUCAAUAACCCUUUACCUCUACCACCUCUAACCCAAGAUGUCAACACUCUUUGCAAUCAUGCGUACUUGGCGUCCUUAACUCCAGGGUGUCCUCAAGAAGUCGUAGAGGAAUUGACAAGAAUAGCGUUUCGUCUGGCAGAAGCUAGUGCCAAUAUACCAGCUUACCUUCAAGUCGGGGGCGCUAGGUUGGGAGAAGUAGGUGCGCAGAUAGCUCAACAACUUGUGGCGGCUCAGGAAAGUAUCUUAGUAAUUGAGACAGGGAUGAGGACGUCAUGGGCAAUCGACCGAAAUAGAACUUACUCGAAGAUCAAUGAGGAUAUGAUCCCAGUUCCCGUCUCGGAUCCAGCUAAUCCAGCAGGACCUCCUCUGGAUCGUCCACUUGGUGUACUGGACCACAUCAGAAGAUGGUCGGACGUUAGGGCAAUGGUGAGAGGAAGGGUUGAUCGAUGGUUACAACUCUACGAUCUCGAGGUUCCGGACAAUAUGAGUAUAGAAAGGAGACGAUUAUGUCUCUACUAUCAUCUAGGAGGGUCGGAAGUACAAGUGGCUCAAGGAUAG
Molecule: messenger RNA, 618 nt
Organism: Kwoniella botswanensis
Lineage: Eukaryota; Fungi; Basidiomycota; Tremellomycetes; Tremellales; Cryptococcaceae
Exons: 4
Coding region: 1-618 (205 amino acids)
Source: RefSeq, a predicted model, not a curated record